This is a messenger RNA of Pectinophora gossypiella (pink bollworm), 9363 nucleotides long. RefSeq names its product ELKS/Rab6-interacting/CAST family member 1 (gene brp). Gene Ontology annotation, cellular component: cytoskeleton of presynaptic active zone. The transcript has 20 exons. Gene Ontology annotation, biological process: neuromuscular synaptic transmission; regulation of synaptic plasticity; maintenance of presynaptic active zone structure. The coding region runs from base 144 to 6170 and encodes 2008 amino acids. NCBI's taxonomy places the organism in Eukaryota, Metazoa, Arthropoda, Insecta, Lepidoptera, Gelechiidae. The record is from RefSeq and is a predicted model, not a curated record. Gene Ontology annotation, molecular function: structural constituent of presynaptic active zone.
CGCCCCCCGAGGAUGACUACUACCGCCGCGACCCUCCUCCGCUAUUCCUCGGAGAGCUCCAGUCCCAGAACUCCGACCUGCAGCGGGAGCUGGGCAACCUCAAGAAGGAGCUCGAACUGACCAACCAGAAACUGGGCUCCAGCAUGCAUAGCAUAAAGACCUUCUGGAGCCCAGAGUUGAAGAAGGAGCGGGCACUUAGGAAAGAGGAGAGCGCAAAGUACAGCCUCAUUAAUGACCAACUUAAACUGCUCAAUCAGGAAAACCAGAAACAAGCUAUGCUAGUGAGACAAUUGGAAGAGGAACUUAGACUGCGCAUGCGUCAACCUGCUCCGGAACUACAACAACAGCUAGAGGCCUUGUUCGCUGAGAAUGAACACCUGCAGAGGGAGAUAGCUAUAUUAAGAGACACCAUAAAGGAACUAGAGUUGAGGAUCGAAACGCAGAAGCAAACGUUACAAGCAAGAGAUGAGAGCAUCAAAAAAUUACUUGAAAUGCUUCAAAACAAGGGCAUGGGUAAAGAAGAAGAAAGACAAAUGUUCCAACAAAUGCAAGCCAUGGCACAGAAACAGCUGGAUGAGUUCCGGUUGGAGAUACAGCGUCGCGACCAGGAGAUCCUGGCAAUGGCUGCUAAGAUGAAGGCGCUGGAGGAACAGCACCAGGAUUACCAGCGACACAUUGCCGUGCUGAAGGAGUCGCUCUGCGCCAAAGAGGAACACUACAGCAUGCUGCAGACCGAUGCGUGUUCACAGGUGGAGGAGCUAAAGGCUAGGCUAGACGAGAAGAGCAGGAUUGUUGAAAAGAAGACAGCGGCAGCGCUGGCAGCGGCGCAUGAGUUGGCCGAGCUGCGAGACCAUUCCGAGAUCAAAGACCGGAAGAUCAACGUGCUACAGCGCAAGAUUGAAAAUCUCGAAGACCUGCUGAAAGAGAAGGACAACCAAGUAGACAUGGCUCGAGCGAGAUUAAACGCGAUGCAAGCCCACCAUUGCUCCUCUGAAGGUGCUCUCUCCUCACUCGAAGAAGUUAUAGGAGACAAGGAGAAACAAAUACAACAACUGAGAGAGCAGAGAGACAGAGCUGAACACGAGAAAAAUGAAGAGAGAGAACUUCACGAGAGAGAGAUAGCCGACUAUAAGAUGAAGAUCCAUGCUCUUGAGAGCGAAGUUGAAAAAUUGGGUGCCAGGCUUGAAAGGGCUCAAGCGGAAAAAGACAGACUUGAAGCCAAGCUUGAAAGCUCGCAAUCUGAACUUGGAAAGUCGAAAGCUGAACUCGAUAAAGCUGCUAGUGAAGUUGGGCGGUCUGGUGCCGACUGGGAAGCGGCGAAACAACGCUUAGCACGACUCGAGUUGGAGAAUGAGAGGCUUAAACACGAGCUCGAGAGAUCUCAAACAACAUUUGGUAGGAGCACGUUGACAACGUCGCAAGAGCUAGACAGAGUCCAAGAAAAGGCGGAUAAGUCUGCAGCAGAAUUGAGAAGGACCCUCGCAGAACUGAGGGUGACACAAGCAGAUGCGGAGAGAGCCAGGUCGGAAGCAAGUGGACUUCAGGAUAAGCUGGAAAAGUCUCAGGGAGAGGUGUAUCGUCUUAAAGCCAAGCUUGAAAAUGCACAAACUGAACAGGAUAGCCUGAAGGAAGAAUACGACAGAAUGCAGUCAUCGAUCAGUCGUCUGCACUCCGAGCGCGAUAAAGCAGUGGCCGAGUUAGACAAGGCUAGAGAGGAGCUGGAGAGGACUCAGGCAACUCUUGGGAAGGCGCAGUUGCAGCAAGACAAGUUGCAAGCGUCCCUGGACUCCGCCCACUCGGAGAUCGACAAACUGCAGGAGAAAUUGGACAAAUCCAACGUCGAGCUCAGAAAGUUGCAAGUGGAUCGCGAGAAGCAAGCAUAUGACUUCGAGUCCUUACAGUCACAAUUGGACAAGGCCUUAGGUCAGGCUGCGAGGCUGCAGAAGGAACGCGAUACCGCUCAGUUAGACGCUGAGCGCUUCCGUGACAAGCACGACAAGGCACAGGCUCAAGUGACUCGUAUCCAGAAAGAGCGUGAUACAGCCUUGGCCGAGGCUGCGAGUUGCCGUGAAAGGGCGGAGGCUGCUGCUGCUGCUGCCAACCGCGCCGCCAGAGACCGGGAUAGCGCUGCCACAGAAUUGGACGUCCUCAGAGAACGAUGGGAGAAAGCACACCAACAACACCAGAAACUCACGAUGGAGCGUGACGAUGCCCUGACAGAGCUUGAAAUCCUGAAAGAGAAACUCGACAAAGCCCUUUACUCCACGCAGAAAACAAUAGAAGAGAAGGAGUCAGCGCACAAAGAAUACGAGAAAAUGCUUGAAAAGUAUGAUAGGUCCCAAAACGAAAUCUACCGUCUGCAAAACAAGAUAGAAAUAUUAGAAGCGGAUAAAGACCGUCUCGAGCUUGAACUAGAGAAGCACGUACAUAUGUCAACUAAGACUAGGGAAGACCAGAGGAAGUUGCAAGAUGAACUAGCAAGAUUACAAGAGAUGUACGACCGCGCAUCUCUGCAGGUGGCCAGAACGAAAGAACAAGAAGAGAAAGCCAAAGAAGACAUGGAUAGACUCUGUGUUGACAUUGAAAUGGUACGAGAGAGAUAUGAAAAGAGCCAAAUCGAGUUAAGGAGGUUGCAAGCUGAAAAAGAGAAACUUGUUGCCGAUAAUGAGCGCUUGCAGUUCGAAUACGAUCGUGCGAUGACACAAUGUGGCAAAGCACAAGCUACUAACGAAAAAACUCAAGAAGAAAUGGCUCGAGUGCAAAUCGAACUCGAAAAAAUGUACGACAAACACGAUAAGGUAUCUGCAGAGUUAAGAAGAGUUCAGGCAGAACUGGAUAAAGUCAAACAAGAUGCUAGCGGAGCCAGAGAAGAAGCGGAACGAUAUGCAGCCCGAUAUGGAAAGUACCAUGACACAAAAGAAGAACAUGAAAGAACUAAGAUGGAGGUGGAACGACUACGUACACGGCUCGAGAAGACGACGUUAGAAUUGGAACGAGCACGCAAGUUUGAAGAAGAAACGACUCGUCUACGUUCGGAGCUCGAACGCAUCGAAGGCCUCCGAGGUAAAUACCAAUUCGAACAGGAUAAAUGGACUACAGAGCUUAACCGAAUGCAGGCAGAAAUUGACAAGCAUCGCGAACGUUACGAAGCUGCGCAGGUUGAAAUUCAACGUCUACAAGGGGAAAAGGAUCAGGCGGAGACCAAGCUUCACGAAUCCAAUAUUCAGUUAGAAUUGUCUAGAUCUGAAGUCACGAAGCUAAAUGCGGCACUUGAAAAGCAACGAACAGAUCUUGAACGCGCUCAUAUUGAGUGCGAGAAGUUUAGAGACCGAUGUGAAAAACUUAAAUUGCGUUCAGAACAGCUGGAUAAAGAUAACGAAAGGCUCAAAGGAGAGUUGCAACAGAUUGAACGGAUGAAAUUGCAAGCGGUUGCAGGAGAUAAAGCUAGGACUGAGGAUCGACUUGAAAUUGAACGGCUUCGUGACAAAUUGGAGAAAGCAAUACAAGCAAGGGACUCUACAGAAAUGGAAGCAGGUCGCUUAGCGAAGGAACUUGAGAAAUCUCAAAUGCAUCUUGCUAAGUACCAAGAAACUAACGAGACCACGCGUGUUGAAUACGAUAGGAUGACGAAUGAACUGGGCCGCAUGCACGAGCGCCUUGAACGCACAAUUCUAGAAAUGAGACAGAUCGAACAGGAGAGAGAUGCUUUGCGAGCCGAAAUACAGAACACUAGACGUAACAUUGAACAACAACAGAGGACCCUUGAUCAUCGAACUCAGGAGACGUUAGUGAAAUUGCAACAAGAACUUGCUCAGUCCGUAAGAGACAGAGAAAAGAUGGCAGCUAUUUUGGAACAGCGCGACAAGCAAGCUGACGCUAUAGAGAAACAGAUAGUCAAACUGGAAGCAGACACCAAACAGUUGACUAUAGAACGUGAUCAGCUGGUUGCUCAACUAGAAAAGUCACAAGACAUGCUUGUUAACUUCCAGAGAGAAUUGAACGCCUCGGAAGCUGAGCUGCAAAAGCAGCGCGAAGAAGUGCGCCGACUGAAAGAAGAACAGAGAAAGAUGGCGCAAGAUUCAGAACGUGGCACUAAAACCGUCCUCGAAAAUCGUGAUAGAGAAAUCGUUAAGUUGCAACAACAAGUUCAGGGUCUUUCAAAAGAGAGAGAUGCUAUCAGACAGCGAGCUGAAAAGGCCGAGAAAGAUGCUCAGAAAGCUGGCGAAAUUGAAAAAUGGAAGGUGGCUGUUGAAGCUGAGAAAACUAAAGCAAUCGCAGCAGAAAAGGCCUUAUCUGAAUGCCAGCAACGUUUACAGUCUUUGGAGAAGCAAUUCCAAAUGCAACAGCAGCAACUGCAGCAACUCCAAGCCCGCGGACCUUCUGAUGUGCGGGAAGUACAAAAGCAGCUUGAAGCGGCGCAAGCGGAGGCGCGGUCGGUCGCCGUGGAACGCGAGCGCUGCCAGGCACAGUUGGAGAUGCUCGUUCAAGAGCUGGAGAAGAGCCAGCUGGAUCUCCACGAAGCAAACAAGAAGCUUCAAGCAGCUGGCAAUCAGAACGCCAAAGCUGGCGAAGAUACAGCCCAAGCUAGGCGACAGCUUCAAGAAGAAUUCAAGAAGCUAGAAGACGCGAGAAGACAAUUUGAGGAGCAAAGGAGAGCGUGGGACAACAAAAGAAAAGAAGUGGAGGAAAAAGAGAAAGCGCUUACAGAAGUAGACCGGCAGUUAAAGAAGAGGAAAGAGCAAAUUGACCAAAUGGAAGCAUCUUUGAGGAAGACGGGUGGCACAGCCGCAGCGGUGACAGAUUUGAACAAGAAGCUAACAGAGACGCAGAGGGAAGCAGAACAAGCGAAACAGCAGCUAGAACAGAGCAAGGAAGAAGCUAAACGACUGACGGCCGAGACAGAGCGACUGUUGCAACUGGUACAGAUGUCGCAAGAAGAACAGGCGCAGAAGGAGAAACAAAUGAUGGACAUGCAGCAGUCUAUCAGAAACCUUCAGGCCAAGCUGAAAAGUCAACAGCAAGCACAAGCACAAAGAGAAGAGGAACUAUCGAGAGCGAGACAGAGUGAGAUAGCAGCAAUAGAUGAUUUGAAUAACGUGCUUAAAGAAAGAGAUGACUACAGAGAUAGACUUGAGGAAAGCAAGAUGAAACUAAUUGACUUAGAGAUAGAAUUGAACGAGUCAUCCCUUAUACUGUCAGAGGUAUUAAAAAUAUCGGACGGUCACGAAUUGACUCAGAUACAAAAGAGCAGGAGCUUUUUUGAGCUACAAAAAAGUGGCACGGUGGUAGAUAGACUGGACAAGUUUAGCAGAUUUAGUAGAAGUUUCAACGACAUCAACGUACUUAAACAGAGAAACGGUAGAGACGACCAACCAAUGAAAAGACUUACAAGUAAAAUAAGUGACUUGUCCAAAGAGAUCGGUAUUAAGAACUCGAAAAUAAUUGAACAGCAACGAUGUAUAUCUAUUCUAGAAGAAGCUUUGAGGGAGAAUAAUAAUAUAGCGGAAUUCGAACAACUACUGGCUGUUGUCAGAAGCAAAGAUGAAAGAAUCAAUGAAUUGGAGAGAAUUGUGAACAAGAAAGGUGGGGUGUCGAUCGAUGAGAAAGACAAAAGGAUAAUGGAAUUAGAGGAAGCUUUGAAAGAGUCGUUUAUGAUUGCUGCUGAAAGAGAAAAAGUUUUUUACGAAGAAGAACAGAGGAGAAUCGCUACUUUGAAUAAGAUGAAGAAAAUGGAACAGAGGAUAAAAUCGUUACAAAACGCUUCAGCGCUGAAUUGUGAAACUUGUUCGAGUGUAUUGAAGCGAUACAAGCAGCUGGAUCACGCCCUGCAUGCUUGUAGGGAAGAAAAAGAAAUGAUACUGCGACAACUUUCGCAUACAGUACAAAACAUCUUGGAAGCGGCGAUUAGCGAAAAGGAUGCACAGAUAGCUGAACUUGAAGUAAAAGGGGUCCUGGAUGAAAACGAGACGCAGCGAUGCGACGCUCUGAAGUGCGAGCGAGACAAACUACUAGACAGACUGAAAACUGAGAACGAGCGCCUAGUGGAGGUUCAGCGUUUGAAGUACCAGGGGCCAAUACCUGAGCAGGAGGUUGUAGCCAUUGCCCUGGCCGAUGACGUCAUUGCCGUCUGCGACGACAAUGAGGAGGACAUCCCAGCCACGAUGCUCUGACGAACGCAGCUAAGUCAAGUUGUUUCAUCUGUUUGUGGCCUUAGCUCAUCUCGCACUGUCAUAGUCAUUCGCUAUCUAACAAAUCAUCGCUUUAUCACUCCAGCAUUAUACAGCCAACAAAAAGCCCGCCUGCAAUUUCUGAACGUGUCAAAUUCAGAAUGUUUUAUAACCAAAGAUAAAAGUCACUUUUUUAAAAUUAUAUUUUUAUUUAUUUUGUAAACACAAAUAAAUUAUUUUCCAAAGUUUUUCUUUUUCAUUUAAUUUCGUUCUUUAUUUGAAUUUAAACGUCUGUUGAUAUUUUGAAAGUGAAUGAUAUUUUUCAACUGAACGGAACCAAAUUUAUUAUAAUUACUACCUAUUAAUAUGUAUUGAACAAUUACUACACUUGUUAAAAUGUAUACCUGUUUAGAGCAAUAAUUUUAUCUAAACAAUGUUCUACAUAGUUAAAUCCACAUGGGUGUCUAUUUUUAUCUUUAAUACUAGUCAAAUCUAUAAAUUUUUACUGCAUCUGUGUUAUUAAUUACUAUUAUUUCGAAUGUUGAAACAUAGUUUAGGCGAAUGAACCAUUUAGUGGAAGUUGUUUUUAAUGAAAUCUUAUUUUGUGUAGUCGUAAAUGAAUGAAUUUCUGGACAUGUGUAAUCGUACUUACAAAUACAUAGACGUAAAUCCAUAACUAUGAAGUUAUAUUUAUACACCUGUUAGUUUACUUGGCAAAAUUUACUUGUAGCAAAUUGAUAUUGUGUUACAAAUUCUACAUAUCAUGCACAAAGUUAUAAAAACACCAUUUAAAAAAGCUUACAGACGGCAUAUCAUAAUUUAUGUACCUACAUAAUAAAAUUUAGCUUCUUAUCUAAAUCUCCUAGAAAACAUGGGUGUUCUAAAUAUUUUUUUUAAGAAAUGCUUGUACAAUGUCAAAUGAGCACUGCCUUACAUACUAAGUAAAUUAAUGAUAUUUUUUGUUAAGCUAAAACAUCCGUUUUGCUUGACGAAGGGCUUGCCUCGUAGAUUGAGGAGUUUGAGUGGGCAUUGUGUUUUACACGUAUGGUCGUCGUGUUAACAGUUGAACGUACCGCGUCGUGGGUAUAAGAUGUGCGAGGGAGGGAAAAAAAGGCGAGUUCGAAUAAUGCUGUAGACAGACAGAGAUAGACAGUGCAGGGGGUUACCGCGGAAUAUGGUAAUGGUUCGAUUUAGCCGUAUAGGGGGGUUAAAAGUUUGACAUUUGCGGAUACAAAAGUAAGUGCGCAAUGCACACAAAUGUCAAAUAGCAAUAUUGUUUUUUAGUUGAUGAAUUGCUUCUAUGUGGCCUUUUAACCCACCUGUAAUAGCGCUCCACUUUUGAAUUCAUGUAGUGUAACAGCGGAAUUUUGACCGUUUCUUCAUAAAUAAGGCCAUAAUAUAUUGCACACACGGUGUCAUAAUAUAUUGCACUGUUACAUAAAGCAGAAUUGUGUUAGUCUCCAUUAUCAUUUGCCAACAACUUUAUUGUAAGUAGUUUACAGUUUAAAUUAAACGCUAUGACCCUGACUCUAGGGUUGUUGAGAUCGGUUAUCCACCUCACAAUCCAUAAGUACGAGAGAAGAACAUUAUGGAAAACUUAUUACUAUGCUGCAACAAUAAGGUCAGGACAUAGCGCCUAGAUAAGUCAUGGAUACCCUAAUCAGAUAGAUUAUCAGAAAGUGUUGGAAGAGUCCUUAUUUAUAGUAUUCGUGUCCAGUUGUAAACUUUGACAUAGAUUGACAGCAGUACCUAUGUGAAGAAACAGUUUUAUACGUUACCGGUUUACACGGAAGAUGUCUAUACGGUAUAAUGUUUACACGGUAGAUAUCUACACGGUAAAAUGUGUACACGGUAGAUAUCUACACGGUAAAAUGUGUACACGGUAGAUGUCUGCUCGGUAAAAUGUUUACACGGUAGAUAUCUACACGGUAUAAUAUAAUAUUGCACGGUAGAUAUCUACACGGUAUAACGUUUGCACGGUAGAUAUCUACACGGUAUAAUGUUUACACGGUAGAUGUCUACACGGUUAAACGUUUGCACGGUAGAUGUCUACACGGUAUAAUCUUUACAUGGUAGGAUGUCUACACGAGACACGUUCACACGGCGGCCGUACGGUAAAACACUGGUGACUUUGACAGGAUAUUAGGAAGUUCAUAGGACUUACUCCGUCACUUUACGGCAGCUAAAAUAAAAGCCACAUCAACUUUUCUAAUUAUAUAUUACGAGCUUUAUAUAAUAUCUAUACAGUAUUGCAUUUGUGAUAAAAAUAGAUGUGGAAAAAAAAUAUGAAAUAAUCCAAUUUAUGAAAAUCAUUCCUCAGGUUUCUAAAUAAUUCAAUAAAAUAAUUUAUAUCUAGUAUAGUUAAGGAAUCCUUAAUCCUUAAGCCGCGAUUUGUAUGACCAUGUAAAAGCUUAUUGCUGUUUUAAGCAAUUGUUUUUAAUAUAAUAUUUAAAAUACCAAUUUCAUGAAUUGGAUUAUGACCCAAGGAAAAACAUCGAAAAUACUCGUAUUUUCUGUAAAACUCGCUACUCCCUUAUAUUUUAAGGACAAUGGUCAAUUUGAUAGUGAUAUUUAUAGGUAACGUAAAUUCUAUGUUUGAAUCAGAAUGAAAAAAAUGAGUUUUUUUUUUUUAUUCGAAUGACCAAUGUCCUUAUAAGUUUCCAAUAAACAUGUUAAACAUCCCUUCUUUAUUCUAACUUGUCUAUUAAAAAACCUUGUUGUAUUUUUUAAACUCACAGAUAAUAAAAUAUUAUAUAGUGUUGGCAAAUUAUGGCUUUUUAUACACAGUCGCUGUAUGUAGUAUGUAUUCGUAUGGUAGGUGGAAUUAUAGCUAUCGCCGCGAUGUUACGACGAAAGAAAAAGAAAAAAAUGUGGAAACGUCAAACUUUUCAACUUUUACUUUUUAAACUAAUGAUUUUUAUUUUUUAAUUUAGUGUUGCAAGUGUUCUUACUUCAUCGGAACGCCGCGGCCUGAGCGACAAACAUUUUGUAUUGACUCAAAAGUGUGUAGUUGAACUGUAUGAUCAAGUCACAAUAAUUAAAGUAAAUUAUAUUAGUUACUUGUUACAUUAUAUUAUGGUAUAAAUUAAAGUGAGUGACAUUGUUUCACACGUUGUAUUGACCGAAAUUAUGCUGAGAUAUAUAAAAAUACAGUCAUGUUCUUUGAAAAUAUAAUAUCUUCAUAUACGGAACUGUA